AUGACUGAUUUAUUUCAAGAAAAAGAAAUUAAAUUUGGCUUUGAUUCCACAACUGACGAUGAGUCUAUGGUAAAUAAUAAACCAAUGGAAGAUACUAGUAAUCAUCUUGAAGAUUUUUUUCUUCCAGAACAAUCAUCAAUGGUAUAUGCUGAAAGCAAAUUCAUUCCUAAAGAAAAGAGAGCAAAAGGAUUAAUUGAACGUGAAAAAGGAUAUAAACAUCGUCAAAACCUAAAAAAGAAAUUCGAAAAGAAACCUCGAAGACCUGGACUAAUUCAACAUGAAACACUUCAACAACAAAUGAAAGCUUCAAAAGAAUUUAGUGACCCAGCUCCUGUAUUUAAUAUGCCAAGAGAUCCAAGAAGGUUACAAGAAAAAGAAGAAACGACAAUAGAAAAUGAAGAGCCUAAACGCAGAAUUAUUUUAACAAAUAAAAUAGAAAGAACACCUCUAUUUAAUUCAGAGACAACUGCUGACUCUUCAACAAAUACUAUAGAUAAUGAUUUAUUUACCAUCGAGGAUGAUAAUGAUUUCUUCUCUUCUGAUUUUGACUUAUUUAGUCAUCCAAAGAAACAACAUUCAGAAAGUGAAGUACAGUUAUAUUGA
Messenger RNA from Entamoeba dispar SAW760, 603 nucleotides. RefSeq lists its product as uncharacterized. The transcript has a single exon. Bases 1 to 603 code for a protein of 200 amino acids. Lineage: Eukaryota; Evosea; Mastigamoebida; Endamoebidae. The record is from RefSeq and is a predicted model, not a curated record.